AUGUCAAUACAUCAUGGUGUUUCUUGCGAUUCAUGUCGUAAAAUAAAUUUUUCUGGUCGUCGUUAUAAAUGUUUAAUAUGUAAUGAUUUUGAUUUAUGUGCAAUAUGUUAUGAUAAAAAGCAAAAUCUAUCUAUUCCAACACAUUCUAUUUAUCAUCCAAUGCAACUUAUUCUAACAAAACAUGAUAUUGAACAUAUUUAUUUUGAACAUAAACAUACACAAUAUUCUUUUAUAUCCUUAACAUGUUCUUUUUGUAAUGAAAAUGGUUUUGAAUUAAAUUUUUUAAUUAAACAUAUUAAUGAUCAACAUAAAACAUUAAAAUAUUCUGUUUUAUGUCCUAUUUGUUUUAUUCGACAAAAUAAUCUUUUUGAACAUCUUCAUCAACAUAUAGAAGAAAAUUUAAAUUUAAAAACAAAAAUAUUUAAACAAAUAAAAAUUUUAAAUUCUAAUGAAAAAAUCUAUAGAAAAUCUAUUGAACAAUCUUUAUUAGAAAAAUUAAUUAAUAAAUAUCAAAAUAAAAAUAUAAAUGAACAACGAAAUUUAUUUAUUCAUUCUUUACUUACUAAUUUAUUCAGUUAA
This is a messenger RNA of Rotaria sp. Silwood2, 579 nucleotides long. Lineage: Eukaryota; Metazoa; Rotifera; Eurotatoria; Philodinida; Philodinidae. The record is from the annotation of a GenBank genome assembly.